Messenger RNA from Rotaria sordida, 1308 nucleotides. The record is from the annotation of a GenBank genome assembly. Lineage: Eukaryota; Metazoa; Rotifera; Eurotatoria; Philodinida; Philodinidae.
AUGUCCCAACCUUGUGCUAUUGAUAAUUGUAAACGUGCAUCACGCGCUUUAUGUCAUUGUUGUCAUCAAAAUCUUUGUCGAGAUCAUUUAAAUGAACAUGAUGAUAUAUUAAAUAGUAAGUUGACUCCAUUUGCAGAUGAAAUCAAUCAACUGAAUGAUCGACUUAAUCAUAUUGAUAUAAACAAUAUUCUUGAAUAUACUUAUCAACAAUUAGAUCAAUGGCGUCGUGAGUCUUAUAGAAUGAUAGAUGAAUAUAUUGAAGAAAAACAACGUAAACUAAGUCAAAAUAUUAAUUUGAAAAUGCAAAAUAUAUCUAAUGGAAUAAAUCAUUUAAAAACAAUAGUUACUCAACUUAUUGACAAACAAGAUACUACUAUUGACGAUCUUAAUUCUAUAUCAAACAAUAUGCAAACAAUUCGACAAGAAAUCACUGAAAUAGAAUAUGAAUCUAUAAAUCUUAAUAUAAAUCCAUUAGAAAUAGAUCAUAGAAUAAUACAAAUAGAAGAUGAAUGUGUUCGACAUGAUUUUAAUUUAUCUAGUUUAAUGCCUCCAUUACAUAUAAUUAAUCGUUCACCAGAUAGUCCUAAACCUGUUAUCUCUAAUAAUAAAGUUUUAUUAAUGCAUUAUCAAAGUCAAUUAUGUUUAGUAAAUCAACAACUAACAAUCAUAAAAGCUAUUCCAUGGAAUUAUACUUGGAUAUGGGAUAUGUGUUGGUCAUCAACAUUAUCACGUUUUUUCAUAAUAACACUUAAUGACAUAUUUAUAUUAGAUGAAAAUACAAUGGCUCUUGAACAUUUACCAACAAAAGAUAAAUAUUCUUUAUGUGCAUGUACAUGUUCAGAUAAAUCAUUUUAUGUAGCAACAAAUGAAGUAGGCUCAACUAUAUGUGAAUUUAGUUUAUUACCAACUAUUGAAUUAAUUCGUCGAUGGAAAUCUGAAGAUUUAUGUCGGACAGAUGAAACGAUUCAAGAUAUAGUUUUUAAUAGAGGAACAUUAGCUUUUAUUAUUGAAAAUCAAACAAGUCAAAAGAAACGUAUGGAACUUCGAUUUGCACAUACAUUUGAACAAAUAUGGUGUAUACAAUUUGAUAUAAUUGAUCCUUUCCAUAAUGCAUUUCGUUUAUGUUUAUUUAAUUAUAAUGAAUGGUUGGUAAUUGAUUGGAAAUCAUCACAAAUUUUUUAUAUUACAAAAGAUGGACAACUUAAAUCAACAUAUGUAUAUGAUCAAGUUCCAUAUCGUUGUUGUCAAUUUGGAUCAAAUAUAUUAGCUAUGUCAGCUAAAAAUAGUAUUAACUUUCAUAAAUUGUGA